Molecule: messenger RNA, 1903 nt
Organism: Megalobrama amblycephala (Wuchang bream)
Lineage: Eukaryota; Metazoa; Chordata; Actinopteri; Cypriniformes; Xenocyprididae
Gene: mcl1b
Product: MCL1 apoptosis regulator, BCL2 family member b
Exons: 3
Coding region: 148-873 (241 amino acids)
Biological process (GO): mitochondrial fusion; positive regulation of apoptotic process; release of cytochrome c from mitochondria
Cellular component (GO): mitochondrial outer membrane
Molecular function (GO): channel activity; protein heterodimerization activity; protein homodimerization activity
Source: RefSeq, a predicted model, not a curated record
CAGACUUGAGUCGUUCUUUGCUUCCGCCUCGAUAACGUACAAUGUAGCAGAUUUGAGUUAAGUCAAUUUAAAAUUAGAAAGGCGACGUUUCCCCUCAAAUGCAUCGUCGAUAUACUGGAUUAAAGGCAUUGAUGUGAAUUUGGAAAAAUGUUUCCUGGAAGUAAAGUUUCAAACGACAACGCCUUUUGGCCAUGCAUUGGAUUAACAGCUCUUAACGUCAACAGUUCUGGCGGGUUUGGUGGCAAGAGACUAGUAAUGCCAGAGCGGAAACCCCAGAACCAGUUUACAGGGGACGGUCUCCAAGGCUCGGUACCAUCCUCGCCUGGGUCGGAUAUCGAGGAAGAUGCUUACACGUCCCUUGAUGUGGAAACACGAGAAAUUAUUGACACUUUCUUAAAAAACUUUACAGGACUCUCUCAUUCUAAAAUAGGAAAAAAACAGGUUCUUUCAACGAUGAAGAGGGUUGUGGAAAGUCUCGUGGUAAAGCACGAAAUCGCUUACAAAGGUAUGAUUGCACGUCUGAAUCUGGAGCAGAAUGGAGAAGAUGUGAGUUUCAUCAAGACUCUGGCAACAGAAAUCUUCAGCGAUGGCAUCACAAACUGGGGCCGAAUUGCCAGCUUGCUGACUUUUGGGGCAAUUGUGUGCAAGCAUCAGAAUGACAGAGGACUUCGCAAGUGUGUGAGUCUGGUGGGGGAAGAGAUCUCUUCCUAUCUUCUCACAGCCCAGCGGGACUGGCUGCUCAAAAACAAAGCAUGGGAUGGCUUUGUGGAAUUUUUUCAUGUCCCGGAUACAGAGGGUGCUGUGAGAAACACACUGAUGGCCAUUGGUAGUGUGGCUACAUUCGGAGCUGCACUUGCUUAUUUGAUACGGUGAAUCUAACUGGACUUUGUAAAAUGUAAAUCAAAAGGACUCUUUUGAGACAUAAGAGUGAAAUCAGUUUGAAUUCAUGUUUUCUUUUCAAUCUUUUUGUAUUACUUGUUGUGUAGAUAAACUAUUUUUUUAUUAAAAGUAAAAUUUAAAGUCAUUCAAUUGUUCAGAUCUUAAUUACAGAUACACUUUCGAUUAGUUUUUUUUUUUUUUUUUUAGUUUUUUUUUUUUUUUUGGGGUGCAGUUUACACAAUCACAUGUGAAAUUGUCAUCACUUCCCACAGUGUUCUGUACAGACAUUAUGUUCAUAAACUUGGCUGAAUUGGGAAUUGCACAGUUGGCAUAUUAAAGCUCACAACUAUUUUUUGCAAUUACUAAGAAAAAUUGUGUAAUUAGCCACUGUAGUUCAACGCCACAUUUUCAUGGUGUCACUUCCUGUUUCAGAAACAUUCUUUUACGAUGUAAUGCGCACGUAUCCCACACAUAACUUCAGGUGCUGGCUUACGCUCAUAACUAAGCUUUAAAGCUUUUAUCUAAAACCUCAUGGUGGUUCUGUUUUGAGUCCUAAUUUAGGACUAUGAUAACAGUUAAAGGGAUAGUUCACCCAAAAAUUAACAUUCUGUUAUUUACUCACCCUCCAGUUCCAAAAUUGAAAAUCUUCUGCUGAACAAAAAUAUUUUGAAGAAUAUGGGUAACCAAUAUAACAGCUGAUAGGCCCCCUAGACUUCCAUAGUAUGGGAAAAAAUGACUGAAGUCAAUGGGGCCCAUCAACUGUUUUGGUUACCUAUAUAUAUUUUUUGUGUGUUCAGAAGAAAUGAAUUCAUACAGGUCUGGAACAACUUGAGGGUGAGUAAAUGACAGAAUUAAAAUUUUUGUGUGAACUACCCUUUUGGCCACAAGGCUGCUAAAUGUUUUCUUUACCUGCUGGUUAACCUACACUGAAAUGUUUAGAGAAGUUUGAGAACAUGUUAUGGUCAUUGACCUUUUUCUGUGAAUAUUCUGUUCUCUAAACUGCAAAUUAAAACCAACAAGCUGA